Molecule: messenger RNA, 1756 nt
Organism: Setaria italica (foxtail millet)
Lineage: Eukaryota; Viridiplantae; Streptophyta; Magnoliopsida; Poales; Poaceae
Product: COP9 signalosome complex subunit 1
Exons: 6
Coding region: 108-1436 (442 amino acids)
Cellular component (GO): COP9 signalosome
Source: RefSeq, a predicted model, not a curated record
GUCUCCUCCCUUCUCGGCGUCUCCGCUUCUUCUCCAUCUGCUCCCACUCCCCCUCGUCUAGGGUUUUGCUCCAAACCCUAGCCCCAGCGCCGAUCCCCACCCGCUUCAUGGACGUCGAGGGCGAGGUCCCCGCCGCGGCGGCGGCCGCGAUUGCGAACGGCCUGGGCGGCGGGGAGGAGGCGUCCCCGGCGCCCUUCUCCGCGGAGCAGCUGGACGUGGAGGCGUACGCCGCGCAGUACUCCGGGCGGACCCGCCUGGCGCGCCUCAUCUUCAUCGCGGACCGGUGCGGGGUGGAGGCGAUGCAGCUCGAGGCGCUGCGGAUGGCGUACGACGAGAUCAAGAGGGGGGAGGACGUGCAGCUCCACCGCGACGUCGCCGUCAAAAUCAACGGCCGCCUCGGCCCUCGGUACGGGCUCGACCAGGCCUGGGUCGACACCGUCGCCCGCCGCGCCGAGCAGCGCAAGGAGAAGCUCGAGAACGAGCUCAACGGCUACAGAACUAACCUGAUCAAAGAAAGCAUCAGAAUGGGUUAUAAUGACAUUGGUGAUUUCUUCUAUGCUCAUGGCCAACUUUCAGAUGCCUUCAAAAGCUACAUCAGGACCCGGGACUACUGCACCACUUCCAAGCAUAUAGUUCAGAUGUGCAUGAAUGUGAUUCUGGUUAGCAUUGAGCUGGGGCAGUUUGCACAUGUUACAAACUAUGUCAGUAAAGCAGAGCAGACCCCAGACUCUUUGGAUCCUAUCAUUGUCGCGAAGCUGCGUGCAGCUGCAGGAUUAGCCAACUUGGAAACAAAGAAAUACAAAUUUGCUGCUCGUAAGUUUGUUGAGACAGGAAUUGAACUAGGAAACAACUACUCUGAAGUCAUAGCUCCGCAAGAUGUGGCUGUCUAUGGUGCCCUUUGUGCACUUGCUUCUUUUGAUCGUUCAGACCUGAAGAGCAAAGUCAUUGACAAUAUUAACUUCCGUAACUUUCUGGAGCUGGUGCCUGAAGUAAGGGAGCUGGUUAAUGAUUUUUAUGCAAGUCGCUAUGGAUCAUGCUUGGGGCAUCUCGAGAAGCUAAAGCCGAACCUUCUACUAGAUAUCCAUCUGCAUGAGCAUGUAGAGACUCUGUACACGGAUAUUCGCCAUAAAGCUAUCAUACAGUACACACUUCCAUUUAUAUCUGUUGAUCUCAACACAAUGGCAACUGCCUUCAAGACUUCUGUGUCCAUGUUGGAGAAGGAGCUGGCUGCACUGAUCACUGAGAACAAAAUACAGGCCCGGAUAGACUCCCACAACAAGAUUCUUUAUGCAAGGCAUGCUGACCAGAGAAACACAACUUUCCAACGUGUCCUUCAAACUGGCAACGAGUUCGAGAGAGAUGUCAAGUCUAUGCUUCUGCGAGCCAACCUCCUCAAGCAUGAUUACAUCCAAAGGACUGGACCAAGGAAGAUGUGAAGUUGUUACUAGACAUUGCUGCCUGCCUCUCUUUUGGAAAUAUUUGUUUUGCUGAAAUGUCUUGUUGAGGUUAUGGAUGGUUGAGCAUCUGGAGAUGUGAUGACCUGUCAUGCUCAUUUUGUGGGCAAGAUUUAAUUUGAACUCUUAAUGCUUGGAGGUGGUACAUAUGAAGUAUUAUUCGGUGGUUUUUAAAUUAAACUUAUCCCGCUGUAGUGUUUCUUUACUUGGAUGCACGCUUCUUAUGCUGUAGUGUUGUAUCCAUGGGUGAUGCUGUCGAAAUUUAAGCGCAUGUGGCGACCUGCGCCGUUUGGGUUUUUCAA